AGAAUAGGAUUAUAUCUUAGUGGAAGAGAACUCACAACCUGUUGCCUUUCUAGUCAUUGAUGAAGACUCAAGCAACGAUUCAGAGAUGGCACUCGUAAGAGAACUAGAAGAGUCGUAUUCUCUAUCGUUCAUCUUAUUUCCUGUUUUGGCUCCUUCCUACAAUGAGAAAUUUCUGCGUUUCCAAGACAAGUUCGAAGAUAUAGGCUACGUAUCAAUAUUACCCGUUUUUGGUGAUUAUACUAUAGUAGUCCUUGCCAUCGUGGAAAUAUUAGAUAUUGUCGAUGCAAUAAGAGCCUCAUCCUAUUCCACGGAGUAACUUUUGUAAAACUGAAUCUGCUUGUUCGAUGCUCCAAAUCACUAACGAAAAGACCUCU
Molecule: messenger RNA, 374 nt
Organism: Galdieria sulphuraria
Lineage: Eukaryota; Rhodophyta; Bangiophyceae; Galdieriales; Galdieriaceae
Exons: 3
Coding region: 86-316 (76 amino acids)
Source: RefSeq, a predicted model, not a curated record